Molecule: messenger RNA, 2586 nt
Organism: Sitophilus oryzae (rice weevil)
Lineage: Eukaryota; Metazoa; Arthropoda; Insecta; Coleoptera; Curculionidae
Product: nose resistant to fluoxetine protein 6-like
Exons: 13
Coding region: 87-2174 (695 amino acids)
Molecular function (GO): acyltransferase activity, transferring groups other than amino-acyl groups
Source: RefSeq, a predicted model, not a curated record
UUUAAUUAAACAUUUCAAUGAGUCCUAACAGAAACAAUAAUUCUUACUAGUUAAACUAUUGUUCCAAUAUUAGCUAAAAUUUUGACAUGAAAAUUUUAUUAUUAAUAAUUUUAUUUUCAUCUGGUGUAUACUGUUUAUCAAUUGCGAAUAUUUAUAUAAAAUAUUUCAAAAAUAAAGCCCAUGAAAUUGUUGAUAAGUCAAUACCAAAAGGAUCAUGUUCGAGGCAUUUAAAAUACCUUAUCACGGAUGCAUUAAAUAUAAAGAAUAUAUGGGCAUUAAAAAUGCUGGAUGCCUCGGCAAAAUUACAACCAGGAAUUUUAUAUGGUGGAACUCACAAUUUGGGUAAUUUUGAUCAAUGCAUUCAAAUAAAGAAACAGAAAAAUGAUGACGAAGUUAUCGAAGGACAGUACUGUACAGUACUUUUGUCGCCAGUUAAGAUUUAUACCACAGAUUCAAACUCGGCUGUAGAUAUAUUUCAAGUUCUACCCAGACAUUUAGAAUUAGAAGAAAACGUAGAUUUUGAACGAAUGUUGAAUUUUAUAAAAGUUAUUUUCGGAGUCUGCUUGCCCAAGUCUUGCAGUACAGCCAAUUUACAAAAAUUAUGGAAUUAUAUAGAACAUACUUUUCAUAUUCCUGUUCACGUGACAGUCGAUGACCAUCUUUGUUCUUAUAAAGGAAAAGUACCUUUUGUCUAUGAUUUCGAUUCAUAUGUUUUUUUAAUGUUUGGUUUGUAUGGUAUUUUUGUCAUGCUUUCGACAGCUUAUGACAUGUUAUACUAUUCAUAUCUUGAAGUCCCACGUAGAGUAUUCUUAGAGGAAUGUUUCGUUGCCUUCUCCUUGCACAAAAACUUCAAAAAAGUCUUUGAAACACCUCAGACCAAAGAAGGCGACCUUUUCGGCUGUUUGAGUGGGAUGAAAACCCUAAGUAUGCUAUGGGUUAUUUAUGGCCACAGAUUUGCUUUUAACUACAUGAGCGGAAGCAUCAACACAGUGGAAAUCUUCCAGUGGCGCAAAAGUUAUGCCGCUUUGCCAUUGGUGAUGGCGCCGUUCUCGGUGGACACAUUCCUCGUCAUUAGCGGCCUGCUUUUGGCAUACAAAUUUAUGCAAAUCAGGGACAUUCUGCCUGAAAGCCAGCCCAUGCCCUGGUACGUGCUAUAUUUGGCGAGAAUUGCCAGAUUAUCGCCUGGCCUUUUAGCAACAAUUUUAUUUUACACCAGCAUCAUCAAAUAUUUUGGAGAUGGACCACUUUGGCCAUUAAUAAUGUACCAAGCGGCCCACUAUUGCAAUAAAAUGGGAAUAUCAUCUGCAUUAUUUAUAAACAACUUGUUUCCUAAAUACCAGUGUAUUCCGCAAACUUGGUAUUUAUCAGUGGACACUCAGCUGUAUAUGAUAGCACCAGUGAUUUUACAUUUUCUUAUAAGAUAUCCGAAGAAGUCAGCAAUGUGCUUAACUCUUUUAUCAGGAAUAUCUAUGAUUUACACCUAUUACAUUACAGUAACGUAUAAAUUAAAAUGGUUCUUUCUUGACGAUGGUUUAAAGUUUGUAUCUUUGAUUUAUGAAUCAUCCUUUGUCAGAUUGCCGGUUUGGAUGUUUGGAAUGCUUACAGGAGCUUUACUAUAUAAUUGCGAGCACAUAAAUAUUUCUAAGCCGUUAGUCGCAGUUCUGUGGUCAUGUUCAGUCGCUCUGCCGUUCGGCAUUGCUUGGAUCAGCAUUCUCAUGACGCGACAGCCUUAUAAUGAACAUGCUUCAGCAUUGUACAAUUCGCUGACUGGUCCUGCUUGGGCACUGUCCGUUUGUAUUAUUGUAUUUUUCUGUUGUACACAACGGGGAGGUAUUCUUAACAAUUUUCUAUCGUUGAGCUUAUUCAAAAUAUUGACUCGAAUAUCCUACAGCAUCUUUCUAAUUCAUUUGUCUGUCAUUUCUAUGAUAGAUGGUAAUAAGAGGUCUGUUACAUCAAAUAACAACUUCAAAUCAUUCCAUGCCUUUUUAGGUGACUUACCUUUUAUUUUCGCAGUGGGAUUGUUAUGGUGCCUGUUUUUUGAGUCACCCUAUAUAAACCUAGCGAAAAUCUGUUUUAAGUACACUUUUGGUGACGAUAUUCUUGCUGCUGUUUCAUUUCAUGGAAAAUCUAGAGCUGUAGUCGUUUACAAACCCAAGAAAAUGAAAUGUCAAUGAUAUUCUGAGAAAUAAAAAUCUUAAGAUCGUAUUUUACCUUUAUACAAAAGAAUAUUUCCGAGUUUUUUAAAACAAUUAUUUAGAGUGUUGUACAGGGUGUCCCAUUUUGUUUGAAAUCUCGUUUGUAUAUCCGUCAUUAUAGAAUGAUUAAAGGUCUUGACAGAGAGACAGACGGAAAGACUGAGCGACAACAAAGUGAUUAUAUAAAGGUUUCGUUUUUUCUUUUAGAAGUACGGAACCCUAAGAUAAGAAUAAUAUAUUCAGAGAAACAAAAUGAGACACCUUAUACAGAUAGUUUUAAAAAGAAGUGCCAGUGUUUAAGAUAUUUAUGUUUCAGCUUUAUUACAGUUUUUGCAUAUUAAAAUUGUUUAGUAAAUAUACAACAAAAAGAAAUAAGCUAAAACAAAUAAUA